Messenger RNA from Nymphaea colorata (pocket water lily), 2403 nucleotides. RefSeq lists its product as uncharacterized. The transcript has a single exon. The record is from RefSeq and is a predicted model, not a curated record. NCBI's taxonomy places the organism in Eukaryota, Viridiplantae, Streptophyta, Magnoliopsida, Nymphaeales, Nymphaeaceae. Gene Ontology annotation, biological process: proteolysis. Gene Ontology annotation, molecular function: aspartic-type endopeptidase activity. The coding region runs from base 1 to 2403 and encodes 800 amino acids.
AUGGCUCCACGUAAGGCUAAGACCAUCGAACCCGAAACCGUGGCGGUAGAGGGUGAACAAGUCGUGGUGGAGGAGACUCGUAUAAUAGAAAGAGGGGAGCCCUCGGGCACCAACUCCAAAUUGGACCUUAUCCUUAACCAAUUAGCUGGGGUAACCCAAACCAUUGCCAAUAUGGACAGCCGGUUGAACAACCUAGAGCAAAGGAGAAACCCACCUCGUUCCCAAACCUCUUCCUACUAUCGUAGGAAUGACCCCAUAGGAGCGGUGAGUGAGGCAUUUUUGGGGGAUGCUAGGAGAGCAAGCCUAAGGGGACAAGGGGUAGAACAACCACCUAGAGCCCACACACAUGUUCUCCAAAACGAACCAGUCCCACCCCCUAUCCAACGCCAAAUUACCCAUCCUCAACUCACUAAUGGUACCAACCAAAACGGGGCACCCAUACAUGUGGGGGAAAGAGCCAGACGAGGGGGUGAGAGACCUACAUCGGAGGAGAUAAGGAGAGCCUUCCUAGAACAAAGGCAAAACCAUGAGAGGCAGCACCAUGAUAUGGGUCCACACCAUGAAGGACCAAGGAGACAUCAUGAAAAUCGCUCCAUGCAUUCCAUGACUUUUGGCGGGUUUGAGGAAGAAUUAGAUAGGGAAAUCGAGAUGAUGAACGGCCAAGGUAGAGGCCAGCACCAUGCUGGUUUUAAUCAUAGAAGGAGAGACCGACAAAAUGAAGAGCCGAGGCUCCCUAUGCCAAAAAUGGACUUCCCUAAAUUCAAUGGAAAAAGGCCAAAGGAAUGGGUCUACAAAGCCGAACAAUACUUCAUUUGCCAAGAAAUUGCAGAGCAACACAAGAUUCGUUUGGCAAAGAUGUAUCUAGAAGAGGAGGCCAUGCAAUGGUAUUGCUUUUGGGAAGAGGACUAUCCAAACGCCACUUGGGACCUCUUCAAGGACGAACUUUUACUACGGUUUGGAGAGACCACGUACGUUAACCACGAGAUUGAAUUGAGAAAUCUCAAGCAAACUUCUACCGUCCAAGACUAUCAAAGCAAGUUUGAGAGACUAUGUAGCAUGGUUAAAAAUCGACCAGAGGAUUCCAAGAUCGCCCACUUCAUAGGGGGUCUUGAUGAGGACAUUCAAAUUGAGAUGCUUAGGGAUCCUCCUACCGAAUUAAGGAGAUGUUUUGCAUUGGCCAAGACUAUUGAGGAGCAACUUAGAAGAAGAGAGGCAAGAAAGAAGGCUUACAAACCAGGGAUUGCAUCCAAACCCAAGCCUAACUUUGUGAAAUCAGCUCCACCCCAAAGAAAGUUUGAAAACCGGCCAGCCUUUCGCAAUAACAUUCCCAAUAAAUACAUUUCACGUCAAGAACGAGAGGAAAGGAUUAAAAAGGGGCUUUGCUUCAACUGUGAAGAAAAGUGGCAUGCAGGUCAUAAGUGCAAGCAUUUUCAGUUAUAUGAGGUCACAGAUAGUGAUGAGGAACUUGAGGAAAGUGAAGAGGUAGAUACCGAGGGCACGGAGGUAGCCAAGGUAGGAGAAGAUACCGAGGAGAAAGAGGAGGGCUUGUGUCACGCUCUCACAAACAACGGGCCCAAUGCCAUGAAGGUUGUGGGUAAGAUCAAUAACCAAAAGGUGAUUGUUCUUCUUGAUACCGGAGCCACCCACAACUUCCUCAAUUCGAGGUUGGCUCAUCUCGUGGAUGGCAAGACGACUCCCCAAGCUUCUUUCAAUGUCAUGGUUGGGAAUGGAGAGAAACUAGCUUGCAAUGAAAUUUGCAAAAACGUGGGCUUGGAAAUGCACAAGGUUCCUUUCAAGGUUGAUCUAUACCUUCUUCCCAUUGGGGGUGUAGAUGUAGUACUUGGGAUUCAAUGGAUGAAAACCUUGAAAAGGAUCUUGUGGGACUUGGAUGACAUGACUAUGACGUUUCCUAAGGAGGGUGGAGGGGAAGUAACCCUCAGAGCAAUCAAUCCUAGCGUGGACCCGAAGCCGGCCUUGAAGGCCCUCAUGGCAAAUCAGCCAGCAUAUUGGCUAGUGUCCAUGGUAAAAGAUGUUGUACCUUCCACCACUAGUGUUGAAGAGAUUCCUCGGGUCAUUCAGUGUGUGAUUGAUCGGUUUCCUUCAGUUUUUGAAGAGCCUAAAAGCUUGCCUCCCAUUCGUUCCUAUGAUCACAUGAUUACCCUCACCAAGGGGGCAGAGGAAGUGAAUGUGCGUCUAUAUCGGUAUGCCUAUAGUCAAAAGGCCGAGAUAGAAAAACUUGUGAAGGAGAUGCUCGAGAGCGGGGUCAUUCGACCUAGUAGUAGUCCGUUUUCAUCACCCGUUUUGUUAGUAAAGAAGAAGGAUGGCGCAUGGAGGUUCUGUGUAGACUACCGGGCCCUCAAUGAGGUCACGGUAAAAAAGAUAAACAUCCUAUACCAGUCAUAG